Molecule: messenger RNA, 7803 nt
Organism: Saimiri boliviensis boliviensis (Bolivian squirrel monkey)
Lineage: Eukaryota; Metazoa; Chordata; Mammalia; Primates; Cebidae
Gene: CCSER2
Product: coiled-coil serine rich protein 2
Biological process (GO): microtubule bundle formation
Cellular component (GO): microtubule cytoskeleton
Molecular function (GO): microtubule binding
Source: RefSeq, a predicted model, not a curated record
GCGCGCGUUUCGUGGACCCUGGAGGGCGGAGUCCAGGCUGGCGCCGGCAGAGGGAGGGGGCGCGGCGGCUUUGGAGUCCUGCGCUCCCUCAGGCCGCGGACGCGAUGCUGGUUGCUGAGGCUUCAGCUGCGGGGACGGCGAGGAUGUGACGGGCGGCCCUAGCCUCACCUUCCUUCCUCCGGCCCGCGGGUCGCUGGGCGGCCUCCUGCUGGGAGGCGGAAGAGGAGGCAGCGCGACCUCCGCACGAUUCUGUCAAAUUUUAAGAACAAAUGCACCUUAUAGCUCAUGGAAGAAAAAACACAAAUCAAGACAUUUUUGGGUUCCAAGUUGCCAAAGUAUGGAACAAAAUCUGUAAGAAGUACAUUGCAGCCAAUGUCAAAUGGGACUCCUGUUAAUUUAUUAGGAACUUCCAAGAAUAGUAACAUCAAAAGUUACAUCAAAAAUAAUGGCUCGGAUUGUUCAUCAUCUCAUUCAUUUAAUUGGAGAAAAGCAAAUAAAUACCAGCUUUGUGCACAAGGUGCCGAAGAGCCUAACAAUACUCAAAAUUCACAUGAUAAAAUAAUUGAUCCUGAAAAACUUGUUCCUACUCAAGGAAUGUUUGAUAAAAAUGGGGUAAAGGGAGGUUUGAAAAGUGUGUCGUUAUUCACAUCAAAGUUAGCAAAGCCAUCCACUAUGUUAGUGUCAUCUACAGAGGAGUUAAACCAAAAGUCUUUUUCUGGACCAUCUAAUUUGGGUAAAUUUACCAAAGGCACAUUAUUAGGAAGGACUUCAUAUUCUUCAGUCAACACUCCAAAAUCACAGUUGAAUGGAUUUUAUGGAAACCGGUCGGCUAGUAGCAUGCAAAGGCCUAGAGCAAACUCCUGUGCCACCAGAAGCAGUUCUGGUGAAAGCUUAGCUCAAUCCCCAGACAGUAGUAAACCUAUUAAUUGUGAAAAAAUGGUAAGGUCACAAAGUUUUUCACAUUCCAUUCAAAAUUCAUUUCUUCCACCUUCAUCUAUAACCAGAUCACAUUCCUUUAAUAGAGCAGUGGAUCUUACAAAGCCUUAUCAAAACCAACAGCUAUCCAUUAGAGUGCCUCUACGGUCAAGUAUGCUAACAAGAAAUUCCCGUCAGUCAGAAGUACUCAAUGGGAAUGAACAUUUGGGGUAUGGAUUUAAUAGGCCUUAUGCUGCUAGUGGAAAGAAGUUGGCUUUACCAAAUGGUCCAGGUGUAACUUCUACUUUAGGCUAUAGAAUGGUUCAUCCCUCUCUACUGAAAUCUAGCCGAUCUCCAUUUUCUGGGACUAUCACAGUUGAUGGAAAUAAAAAUUCACCUGCUGACACAUAUGUAAAGGAAGAUGCUACAGUUUUGACUGAGGGCAGAGCUACUAAUAAGGACCAAGAAGUGAUUGAAAAUGAAAGUUACAGAACGAAAAACAACCAGAGCAUGAAACAUGAUGCUAAAACGAGAUACCUGAGUGAUGAUGUGGAUGACAUUUCCUUGUCUUCUUUGUCAUCUUCUGACAAGAAUGAUUUAAGUGAAGACUUUAGUGAUGAUUUUAUAGAUAUAGAAGACUCUAACAGAACUAGAAUAACUCCAGAGGAAAUGUCUCUCAAAGAAGAGAAACAUGAAAAUGUGCUACCACAGGAUAUAUUUGAUUCCCCCAAGGAAAAUGAAAAAGCCCUCAGUAAAACUGAUGAAUGGAUAGACAUAAGUGUCUCUGACAGGAGUGAAUGUACAAAACAUACUUCUGGGAAUAAUUUCGUUUCACCGGAUACAGACUACAGAGCUGGUUCUUCAUUUGAACUCUCUCCAUCUGAUAGCUCUGAUGGAACAUACAUGUGGGAUGAAGAAGGCUUGGAACCCAUUGGAAAUGUCCAUCCAGUUGGGAGCUAUGAGUCCUCUGAAAUGAACAGCAUAGAUAUUUUGAAUAAUCUUGAAUCAUGUGACCUUGAGGAUGAUGACCUUAUGCUCGAUGUGGAUCUACCUGAGGAUGCACCUCUUGAAAAUGUGGAGUGUGACAAUAUGAACCGCUUUGACCGACCAGACAGAAAUGUUCGGCAGCCUCAGGAAGGAUUUUGGAAAAGGCCACCCCAGAGGUGGAGUGGACAGGAGCAUUACCACCUCAGCCACCCUGACCACUAUCAUCACCAUGGAAAAAGUGACUUGAGCAGAGGCUCUCCCUAUAGAGAAUCUCCUUUGGGUCAUUUUGAAAGCUAUGGAGGGAUGCCCUUUUUCCAGGCUCAGAAGAUGUUUGUUGAUGUACCGGAAAAUACAGUGAUACUGGAUGAGAUGACCCUUCGACACAUGGUUCAGGAUUGCACUGCUGUAAAAACUCAGUUACUCAAACUCAAACGUCUCCUGCAUCAGCAUGAUGGAAGUGGUUCAUUGCAUGAUAUUCAACUAUCAUUACCAUCCAGUCCGGAACCAGAAGAUGGUGAUCAAGUAUAUAAGAAUGAAGAUUUAUUAAAUGAAAUAAAACAACUUAAAGAGGAAAUAAAGAAAAAAGAUGAAAGGAUCCAACUAUUAGAACUUCAGCUUGCAACUCAGUAUAACUGCCACCAAAAAUGUAAAGAGGAAAAAUGCACCUAUGCUGAUAAAUAUACCCAAACACCUUGGAGACGAAUUCCUGGUGGGUAUUCUGCUCCCUCCUUCUCUCCUUGGCAGGGCUCCUUCCAGGGGAUCCCACGGACUGUUCCACCGCACCGCAGACAGACCUCAAGUACUACAGCCUUCCAGCAGCCUUCCCAGACCCACAGACCACACCCAGGGAAAACUAAUAAAGCCGCAACAUAUCGAGGCCCACAGUGAAUCCUCAAUUCAAGACACGCAUCAGGGCGUUGCACAUAUGGAAGAAAGCUUUACACACAUCUUGCAACAAGAAAGCAACUGUGGUUCGGAAGACCAGUCUUUUUCAUCAAGCCCACAAUUAAUGGAUGCGGCUAAGAGUACACCUUCUGAAGCAAACUUAAACAUGACUGUAAAUGCUCAAGAGCCUUAUCAUUUGGCAAAUAAUCAAACUAGUGACAUGCAGUUUAUACCCACUUCUCUUCAGACACCUCCCCAGUCAAGUACAGUAGACCAGGCUAAGAGAGUUGGAAGCAAUCAGUCUCCAUCAGUCGGCUGUAUGUCUCAGCCCAAGUCCUUGCAGCUUUUAAAGCCAUCCGUAUUGAGUUCUUUGGUGCCGCCUCCAGUUUCUGAAUCAUCUCCAAGUAGGACUCCCACUUGUAAAAAGUCACCAAUAAUCACAACAUGUAAUUCAGCAAAACUUCAGCCAACAUCUAGUCAAACAAAUCUUUCAAAUAAUCAGAAUUUGAAAGCAUCUAAGCUCCGCCCCCCCUCAGGCUCUUUCAAACAAAAACAACCAACCAACCCCCAACUAGAGCCUCAAAGUUUCCAGGCCAAGACAAGCAUCCCAAGGCCACUAAUGCAACGAAAAGAAAUCAUGCAGAAUCCAAAUGGCAAUUUGCAUUCUGGGGAUUGUUUGGCCUCUAAUCGAUAUUCUCGUCUUCCUAAACCAAAGAUACAUUAAGUACAUAGCCAUCACCUGCCAAUUUGUUCCUUAAAAACAAUCUGUUUUUAAUCUGUAAUAGCUUUAUGUGCAGCUUGCUACCGUGGUGGAGGUUCCAUUUAAAGCCUGCAAAUCUUAAAUUAAAAUGUAGAAGCUUCUACUAGUUUGGCUCUUCCAUUUGAUAUCCCGGUUGAAGUACAUGCCAUUUGAGCAUAAUUAUCUCAGGUAAACACAAAGGUUUGCUUACCCAUUUCAGAGGCCUGCCAAAGGCCCCAAUCAUGUUAUCCAUCCCUCUCCACUUCAGAAAAUUCAUAUUUUACUGAGCAGGCAAGAAGUGUGCUUUGCUGGUUUAGUCCUGUUAAGGUCUGUAUUUAUUGUGGUUUUCAGAACCUCACCCCUUUUCACUUGUCUCUCCUGUGAAUAUGGCUAUUAUUUUAACUAAAGAUAUGGUGAUAAUGGAAGAUGAUAAUCUGUAAGCAGAGUUCUGGCCAGUGUUUUGUAUAUUUAAAAGGUCUAUGCAAAAGCUUUGUGAUGAAUAAAGAAGAUUAGGCUUUUAAUGGAAAGUCUAUGUAAGUUUUGUUUUUCCUUGCCAGGGUCAGCAAGCUAAUGUUACUAUUUAUUCAUUUCCCAGACAGAUUCCCAAGGCUGAAAAUGCUUCUUAUUACAUAUAAAUCAGUUAUAUAUUGCUUUACAUCUUGUUUUACAAACACAUGCACAUGUACAUGCACAAACAUAUGCACAUCUACACACACAUACCAUUUAUGUUUGUAUUUGUUACUGGGUAAAUUUAGGAGAGCUUGAGAUACAUCUUGAAACCUGUACCUAAAGAUGUAUUCAUUUGUAACUUAUGUUGGUGCUAGAGUUUUGCUGGUAAUUCAGUUUUGAACCCUAUAGGCUUAUGGAUCCAUGAUAGCUAUUUUAAGUUUCCACAGCAUAUAUUUUAAAUUAUGUCUUUAAUUGUAAUGUUUAUAUUUAUUGAUUUUCUGCUACUAUCUGAAGACUGAAAUAAUUGACUUGAAACAUUUGCACAAAACUUUGAUGGCAUAUAAAUAUCCCAUAUAUAGGAAUUUUAAACUAUUUUCUAUAGCAAAACAAGUUAAAAUAUUUUGAGAAAAAUAACACAUAUAAGACUAUCUUGAGAAAGCUGGAGUUCAUAAUACUUUUUUCCCUUAUGAAUUUCCUAGGUUUCCCUUUUCUGUGGUUUUUGGUUUUUUGUUUGUUUUUUGAGACGGAGUUUUGCUCCAUUGCCUAGACUGGAGUGCAGUGGCACAAUCUCGGCUCACUGCAACCUCUGCCUCACAGGUUCAAGCAAUUCUCCUGCCUCAGCCUCCCGAGUAGCUGGGACUGCAAAGCAUGCACCACCACGCCUAGCUAAUUUUUUUGUGUUUUUAGUAGAGAUGGGAUUUCACUUUGUUGCUGAUCUCAAACUCCUGACCUUAGAAGAUCCGCUUGCCUCAUCUGUGGUGUAUUUUAAAAGACAAUUUUUUGAAGAUAGAUUUGGGAAGAAAACAGAAUUAAAGAUGGGAAAUUUUGUUUUAUUAAAAAGGCGCUGGAAGGUAUUUCAAAGACAGCAUUCUUAUUUAUUUUAAUGCUCUGUAGAAGGUAGGUAUGGAACCUCCACGCAACCACGUGCACAAACCUAAUCAUGCUUUGGCCACUUGUCAGUUCAGUGAAUCUGCCUUCCUCUUCUACCAAAUCAUGUCAUCUUUAGGUUGUUCACCUGCAGCUGCUUUAAAUGAAUUAAUAUCUUUCAGAUAGGUAACCUUACAAGGUGCAGGUUUGUUUUGAACAGCUGACCAAAAAUGUAUCAAACAGGAUUACGGCCAAAAAGUCACUGAAAUUUUCUACAGAUUCCUUUAAAAGAUGUAUGUUGAUGAAAUAUGCCCCUUUAUAAGAAAAGCAACAGCAAAUCUUUUAGUAGAAAUUUGAAAGAAGUGUUUGCUACUGUUUUGACCCAUUAUUCCCUUACCUAUUAGAUGAAUUUGCCAUUCACUGGAUGGAAACCAUUUUUGGAUUUGGUAACAGGUGAGCAAAACAAAUCUGUUAUUAUACACUCAUAUGCCAGCAUUUCUGUUGGAGAAACAGUUCCAAAUGUUGUUUACAUAGUCCAGUUACUGUUAGAGUCAGGCAAAUCAGCAAAGCACUUACUUGUUCAUCGAGAUGACCCAUAAUGGGCUGCAGUUGUAAGUGGGCAUACAUGGUCUAUCUUUUUGAAGGAGAAAGAAAACCGUUCUCACAUAUUGCAAAUACGUGAAUCAUACUAUAUUUCCCUUAAGUAAAAUGUACCAGACUUAGUGGUUUUUGUUUAUGUAGAAUUUGGUUUAGACCCUUAUGAAACAUUAUUUACUAGUUGGCCUUAUCCGUAAGGGAAAAGUCCUAAAUUUUUAACCCCCUAGUUCGAGGGAAAUGUCUUUGUUGUCCAUUGCGUAAAAAUGUUGACUCCAGUAAUUUGUUUUUCUCUUUUUUCUUCCAUGUAUUUACUCCAUUUUCUCUGUUUUUUCCUUCCCUGAUGGAUUUGCACAAAUGUUAACCAAUUAGCUCUACUUCUCUGUACCUUUGUUGAGUAUUAAUCUUUUAGAAGAUAGGCUCAUCAGUAUAUUUAUGAAGCAUAAUAUAGUAAGAGAAAACAAAUCUAGGAUGCUUGCAUGACAAAGUAUUUGCCUGCAGUUUUCCUUAAAAACUGCAAGAAUAUCAUGCUUGUCUGCUUCUUAGUAAAUGUUAAGUCCAAAAUGGAAGUGAGGAUGUAACUUUACUGAAUAAUCAAAUAUCAUCUUAGAUUUGGCUUGAUCUGUGUUUAUUAUUUCUAUUAAUGUAAAUCAACUCUGUGCCAAAUCCUCCUCCACAGGAACUCAAAACCAUUUAUUGUCUUAGUUCUAGUGAUAUCAGUGAAGAUAGUUACAGUGUAUGCAUUCUAAGUCCCGAGGAAGAAAUUUUAUGGAGUCGGUUAAGUUUCACAUUUGCGAAAGAGGAAAUUAGUAGAGUAUGUAGAAUUAGAUAUUUGGCUAUUAAUGGGAUGCAAAUCAAAUUUUUAAAAGAAGAGUUUGGCCUAAGGAGUUUAUUGGUACAGGUGCAGAUGAUUUUAAGGCAUUAAAGGAUUAUAGAGUUAUGUCAUUUAGACUGUUUCUAAUAAUGGAGACCAUCUAGCAUUUUUUUUUGGAGUCUCAUUUUUAUUUGUGCAAUAUUUUCAGGCAUGUAGGCUAUUGUUCAUUGUAUUUAUAUAGAUAUUAGGGAAUUUACUAAGUACUUUAACAAGUAAAAAUCUGCAUAUGAAAGAAAAUACCAGAUUUGCACUUUAAAUGAGCUUAAUUGCUUGAAGUUGUGCCUGAAAUAUCGAAAUGCCUCCUAUUGGGUGUGGCUUUGUUCAUUGAAAUAAAUUUGUAAUUGUUGCUGUUUGAAGAUAUCAGUACAGCUGUUCACAGAAAUAUAUUCCCAGCAUGUCACUUUUCCCCUUAAAGCACUAAGUUUUCAUUGAAUGUUCCAUUGUCUCAAUAAGUAUUUUACUUACUUUUUCUCAGUGCAUCACAGAGUGUGACCCUUCUACAGCUGUCACUUCCAAAUGUUCCUGUAGCAUAAAUGGUAUUACAGACACUGAGGUGCUCUCUUGGUUUCUGAGCAGGGUUGUCAUACUGGUUUCCUGGCCUCUAGGGCACUGGGGAUGUACUUUGAAAUCACCAAAUAGGCUUGCAAUUAAGAUCAAUUAAGACUGCAGCACCGUUUCAGUUUACUUUCCAUCUUACACAGUAGUUUUUGUGUUUUUAAAUUAGUUUGGCUAUAUUUCCUAUAUUUAGGAAACAUUAGUUAUGUUUGCAUGCUUAUGCACACAUUUGAAAAUUAAUUAUAGAUGUGAUACCUGAUGUUCUUCCUUGGAGAUGAUGGCCUUGUUACUUUUUAAAUUCUGAUGCUUGAAUUCUAUUUUCUAAUGAUCUUUCACAUCUCCCUUUAAGUUUUUUGCUGCAGCAAUUUGAAAGAAUUCUUUUGGAUAAAUGAUUCUGAUGGUGGGCGCCAAUCUACAGCUAUGUCAUUAACUGAAGAUACAUGUUUUAAUCUUGUUGGGAAUAAGCUUACCCACUUUCUCCUUGCUAAAGCAUUUACUUAACAAAAUAAUACUGACCCUAAGAAUUUAAGGUCUCUUAAGUCAUUACUAACAAAGAGCAAAAAUAAUGUCUGCAAUAUUGUUUUUCCCAUUGAUUUUAAAAGUCAGUUCAGAGUAUAAACUGUAUAUUAGAAUUUGCCUGUAAAAUGAAUUCUAAAAAACAGAUGUAAAGUCUCUCCUGAAAAUGUUGGCAUAGUAAAUAAAGUUCAUAAUUAUAAAA